Ailuropoda melanoleuca (giant panda) is the source of this 3467-nucleotide messenger RNA. RefSeq names its product secernin 3 (gene SCRN3). NCBI's taxonomy places the organism in Eukaryota, Metazoa, Chordata, Mammalia, Carnivora, Ursidae. The transcript is spliced from 8 exons. Gene Ontology annotation, molecular function: cysteine-type exopeptidase activity; dipeptidase activity. Bases 140 to 1408 code for a protein of 422 amino acids. The record is from RefSeq and is a predicted model, not a curated record. Gene Ontology annotation, biological process: proteolysis.
GGUAGGUCCUAGGCCGGGGGAGGGGCGUGAACGGGGGAGUGACGUGCGUAGUGGACUUGCGAAGCGGGAAGCCGCGAGGUGCUGCGCGGGCGGGACAGAGGGGCUGCGGGAGGGGCCCGGGGUCUGAGUUUUUUAAAAAAUGGAACCUUGUUCCUGUGAUACUUUUGUGGCAUUACCUCCAGCAACUGUUGGUAACAGAAUUAUUUUUGGAAAAAAUUCAGAUAGAUUGUGCAAUGAAGUACAGGAGGUAGUUUAUUUUCCUGCUGCGGUUCACGAUAACCCGAGAGAACAUCUUCAGUGUACUUAUAUAGAAAUUGAUCAAGUUCCUGAAACAUAUGCUGUUGUCCUUAGUCGCCCAGCUUGGUUAUGGGGGGCAGAAAUGGGAGCCAACGAGCACGGAGUUUGCAUUGGAAAUGAAGCUGUAUGGGGAAGAGAAGAAGUUUGUGAUGAAGAGGCACUACUGGGCAUGGACCUUGUCAGACUUGGCCUUGAAAGAGCUGAUACAGCUGAAAAAGCCCUCAAUGUCAUUGUUGAUCUAUUAGAAAAAUAUGGCCAGGGUGGAAAUUGUUCAGAGGGUAGGAUGGUAUUUAGCUAUCACAAUAGUUUCCUGAUAGCUGAUAGGAAUGAAGCCUGGAUUCUGGAGACUGCAGGGAAGUACUGGGCUGCAGAAAAAGUACAAGAGGGAGUUCGUAAUAUUUCUAAUCAGCUUUCUAUAACAACCAAGAUUGAUCGGGAACAUCCAGACAUGAGAAACUAUGCUAAGCAGAAAGGUUGGUGGGAUGGUAAAAAGGAGUUUGAUUUUGCUGCAACAUACUCUUAUCUUGACACAGCGAAGAUGAUGAUUUCACCAGGCAGAUACUGUGAAGGCUACAAGCUUCUGAAUAAAUACAAAGGAAAUAUAACUUUUGAAACAAUGAUGGAAAUUCUCCGAGAUAAACCAAGUGGCAUUAAUAUGGAGGGAGAAUUCCUGACCACUGCAAGCAUGGUUUCUAUUUUACCUCAAGACUCCAGCAUUCCUUGCAUUCACUUCUUCACAGGGACUCCUGAUCCUGAGAGAUCCGUUUUUAAGCCUUUCAUAUUUGUACCAAAUAUUUCACAACUAUUGGAUACCAGUUCACCAACAUUUGAACUUGAAGAUCCAGUUAAAAAGAAGCCACGUUUUCAGUUUAAGCCUGACAGAAGACACCCGCUCUACCAAAAACAUCAACAGGCAUUGGAAGUAAUAGAUAAAAAGGAGGAAAAAGCCAAAACCUUGUUGGACAAUAUGAGAAAACUGGAGAAAGAACUAUUCAAAGAGAUGGAAUCAAUUCUUCAAAACAAGCAUCUUGAUGUGGAUAAAAUUGUUAAUCUCUUUCCUCAGUGUGCAAAAGAUGAAAUUAGAAUUUAUAAGUCAAACAUUAGUUCCUAGUGGUCAGAUAAAUUGUCAGCAGUCUUCUUCAAAGUCAGAAUCUAUCACCUUGGUAAAUGAUAUAACUUAGUUUGAGCAGAUCUCAUUAUUCUUUAAUAGCAUUUAUGUUAAGGACCUAUUAGAACUACCUAUAGCCUUGCUGAAAUAUUGAGAAAGAAAAUAACAUUGGAAUUAGGCACAUAUUUCAUGGGAUAGCCAGGAGGUAUUUCAGGUAUUUACUUGUGUGUUUGUUUGUUUUAGCCCUAAUACCUUUAAAAAAUUAUAAUAAUUAAAUAUUCAAUUCUGUAUAAAGCAUAAAAAGUUAAAAUAAUGCAUAGAUUUAUGUUUAUUAUAAUUAUGUAUUGUCCUCAAAUAAUUUUCUCAUUGGCAGCAAGGAAGAAAAUUUUUCUUUAGUAAUGGAAAAUAUUGUUUCUCAAGUAAUGAAUUUUUUCUCAUUAGGGAAACAAAAUAUUCUAGAUUUACACAUUGUCUUGUAGUGUAUUAAUUCUACAAGUACACUUUUAUUAAACUCAAACAUGCUUUUUUCAAGACUUGGCUGACGGUGAGCUUUUAGCUCUAUCAAGCAGUUUUUCAGCUAUGCACCUUUAAAGGCUUUUAACAUUUUUAGAAGAGCUUGUCUGGGGAUUAGGAAAUGGGAUAAGGCAACCAAGACCUUAGGAGAUACUGUUUCUGUGUCUCAAACCUUUCUCAAAUUUUAUUUCUGUUCACUCAGUGAAAACAGCAACAGGAGUGAGGUAGUGGCAAUGAAAUAGGAUUGUUAGUGUAUUAUGAACAUUAAGAACAUUAUAGUGUAUAGUGUAUUAUGAACAUUAUAAAUGAGUAAUGUCUACCCAAAGUUUAUAAAACUUUGUUAAAGUGACAUAGAGAUUACCAAGUAAGACUCAAAGUUGCAAAUGUAAACAAAAGAAAAAUCCAACUCAAAAUAACACUAUUUAUUGGUUUCUAGGAAUAUCUAUUUUAGGUAUUUGAUUAUAUUAUCAUAUUUAUUUGUUGCCAUCAUUGUAAUUAGGAUUAUUACUAAAGUAGUGGAUCAUUAUAUUUAAAGAGUGCCCAGGAAAAUUUUUUUUAAAGUUCUCUCAUAACAACCAUAAUCUGCCUGAUUUUGCUCUUGGCUAAUACAGGGAUGCCAUUACAAAAGAGAAGAAUUUUAGAUUUAGAGCAAAACUGAGCAGAAAGUACAGAGUUCCCACAUACCUCCUGUCCCACCUCCAACUUCCCCCUCUAUCAGCAUCCCACACUAGAAUGGUACAUUUGCUAUAACUGAAUAACCUAUAUUGACAUACCAUUAUCCCCCAAAUCCAUACUUUACAUUAGGGUACAUACGGGUUUGGACAAAGGUAUAAUGAUGUAUUAAUGAUCAUAGUAUCAUACAGAGUAGAUUCACUCCUCUGUCAUCUGUGCUCCACCUGUUCAUCUCUCCCUCCCCCUAAUCCCUGACAACUACUUAUCUUUUUUACUGUCUCCAUAGUUUCGCGUUUUCUAGAAUAUCAUAUAGUUGGAAUCAUACAGCAUAUAGCCUUUUCAGAUUUGCUCUUUAACUUAGUUGCAUUUAAGUUUCCUCCAUGUCUUUUCAUGGCUUGAGAGCUCAUUUCUAUUUCGUGCUGAAUAAUAUUACAUUGUCUGGAUAUCUUGGUUGCUGAUAAUCUACUACUGAAGAACAUCUUAGCUGCUUCCAUAUUUUACCAAUUACGAAUAAAGCUGCUAUAAACAUAUGGGUGCCGGUUUUUGUGUAGACCUAAGGUUUCAGGUUUUUUGGGUAAAUACCCAGCAACAUGAAUGCUGGAUGGUAUGGUAAGAGUAUGUUUAGCUUUGUAAGAAACUGCCGCACUGUCUUCCGGAGUGACUAUGAUUUUGCAUUCCACCAGCAAUGAAUGAGAGUUUCUGUUGCUGCACAUCCUUGUCAUUAGGCAUUGUCGGUGUUCUGGAUUUGGGCCAUCUCAAGGUGUGUAGUAGUAUCUCAUUAUUUUAAUUUGCUGAUGACAUGAUGCAGAGCAUCUUUUUUUUUAAGAUUUUAUUUACUUAUUAGAGAGAGAGCAAGAGUGGGGGGAGGGGCAAAGGG